AUGGCCGAAAGAAUCGCCAAAGUCCGUUUUCGGAGAUUAUAUUACUCGGCAAUGAUCCAGCAAACACAGUCCGUUGAUUACGUGUUACAUUCGCUGGAAGAUAUUUACUAUAGACCGAAAAGAAAGGUUAUAUAUAUUAAACCAUUAUUUAUUAUCAGUUAUAAUUUCACUUUGGAAAUAUUCAUACUCAAUUGUCGUCUUUUAUACCCGAUGACUUAGCUCGUUUUCAACAUUUUUAAAAAUAUUAUUUUUUUCGACCGUUUUAAAUUUAGCUUAAAUGUUUUUUUUUUUUUUUUCUUAUUGUUAACAAUAAUGCGCGUUAAACGAGAAAAUUGUCAACAAUUGAAAUAUAAUAUACAAUUAUUUUAACGUUUUGCAGGAAAUAAUUUGGCAAGUUUAUUCGGGCAAUACCAGUAUUUUCCCCACGUACAAGCGAAACGAACUGAUAUUUGUAGGCCACCUUUGUGGUGGCGUUAUAGAGCGCGGUAUCAUCGAGUAAGUAAUCUUCUAUGCGUUAUUUAUCGAGUAUAGUAUAAAUAACCAUAUUUUAUUUGUAUUAUUUAUUUAUUUGUAGAAAUGACGAAAAUUCGCGUAUAGCGUUGCAAUUUGUAUUGGAAGCGCUCAAACAAGAUCACAAAUCCGGUAUGUUCGGAUUCGGCCUGAGUGCGGUUGACUAGUUCAAUAAAUGCUUGAAGACCGAUCGCGUGCAUCAAUAUUUAAAUUACAUGCCGGAAAUCUCAAAUAUUCCAAAACACGUAUACGAGAUAUGAUUAAAGAAAAAUAAUAGUGUAUAUUGGAUGUAGAAAUUUUAAAAAUUGCAUAGAAUCUUUGAGAACAUUAUCUUGAUAUUGAUAAAUAUCUUAGAAUAAAAUUACGAAUGAUGAAUACAAUGUUAUUGCUCGAACGAUAUUAUUAAUGUUUGCUAUAUGUAUUAUGUAUUUUGUGUUGGCAUUUGAUUGAGAAAACCACGAGAGAAGUUUUAACAUGGGCGAAGAAUUUUCAAAAAAUACAAAAAUAAUGAAAAAUACCGGAGAAGAACAACAAUUGAAACGAAUUAAAAAUAUCGAUAAUAAUAACAAACGCGUUGGAAAAAAGGCCACGAAAAAAGAUAAAGAAAGCGUACAAAAGGAAAUAAUUACAAUCUUAAAAGACCCGAAUCAAUUCAACAUCUAAACUAAGGUUAAUAUUAAUAUUUAACGUAUACAAAGACAAAUGUUAUCAAAAUACUUCAUAUCUGUUAUAAUUAUCGUGUCAGUAAUUUAUUUGUAUUUUAUAAAAGUGCGAGGAAAUCCGAGAGAUAUGGACCGACGAAUGUCUGCCUUGGUUAUCGAGAUACUUACUAACGAAACGAAUCGCCAUCGAGGCGAACUUUCACGCGAUGCAUUUGAACUUGCUGGACGAAUUAAAUAACAUACCCCUCAAAACAUUGACACGAAGGGAAACCGUGAAAAACAUUAGAGUAAGCAUAGAAAUAUGUCUGUUAUCAACCCAGAAUACGCAAACCGAUUAAUUUAAAAUAUAAUAUCUUGAAUUUUAUAUCGUUAGAUUCUAUUCAAACAAAACAAAUUGAAUAUGUCUUGCGUCAAAGAACUGUACAGGACGUUGUUGAAAAAUUCAGGCCAUUGGUUCGGUAUGAUUACGAUUGCGAAAAAAACAGGAUCACUAUGAUCGACGAGUUUGGCGAACUCGACUCGUUUUCGACCCGAUCCUAUAACAGCGGUGAUCGUGGGGAGUUUAGAACACCGUUCGUAGUCAAAGUUCUGGAAUCGUGCGCGGAUAGCAAAGUAUGUUGAAUAUAUCAUCCUCCCCCCCUCCCAUUGAAUUUUUCCCCGAUUGUAGUAUUAUAAUUUUUAUAUUUUUUUAAUAAGGUACAUAACACAUUACAUCCGUGGACGAUAGAAUCUCUGACUAGCCUGGCGAAAUUGUACGAUGAACCGGGUUUGAACUGUAUAAUACAAUUUCAAAUCAAACAGUUAUUCAAAAUAUUAAUCGCGAAACUCUAGGUGAGAAUUAAUUUAAAAUAUUUGGACACCGCAUCAAUCUUAUACACAAUUCGUGUUUUAGGGUUUCUAA
Messenger RNA from Cinara cedri, 2073 nucleotides. Lineage: Eukaryota; Metazoa; Arthropoda; Insecta; Hemiptera; Aphididae. The record is from the annotation of a GenBank genome assembly.